GAAAUACAGAAAAACAAACUAAUUCAAAUUGUGAAAAUGACUUUGAUCGUGACCUGACUAGAAAUUCUAAAAAUGCAUAUAAUUUACUUUAUUCUGGUUUUGGCCCAUAUCAGCCAACUAAUUAUAAUUUUCCUAAAGGUCAUAGAGAAAAUGAAGAUUCUGAAAACAUGGGAAAUUUCUUAGAAUUGAAAAAGUUACAAGCAAAAGACAAUACAAUAGAGGAAGAAAAAUUAAAUCAACAAAAUAAAGCUAUGAAAAUGUUUAAUGAAAUUGACACCAAUAAAAACAAUAAAAUCGAAGUGGAAGAAGUAAUUGCUUACAAUACAUUUGAUCAAAAUAAUGAUGGCUUGGUCUCACAAGAUGAAGUUAAUUAUUUUAUGGAAAAUAAAAAGGAAUUUGAUAUAAAAGACUUUAUGUCAAACGGUUGGAAUCGCUUAAGCCUAUUAAUUUUUACAAAGUCUUUUGAUGAAAAACAACAUGUAGAUAAAAAAAAUGUCAAAAAGGAAUUUCUAAAUCAAGAUUUUAAUUAUAAAUCUGAGAAUGAAAUUGAAAAGUACAAUAUUGAAGAUAUUGAAGCUGUAAGAAUUAAUAUAUUAUUAUAUACUGAAAAAACCAAAAUCAUAAUUGAUGAAUCAAAAAGAGCUUAUGAACUAUUUAAAGAAGCAGACAGAACACUUAAAAAUCUUCAAAAACAAGUAUAUGAUUUACAAAAAUCAAUAAGUAAAAAUUUUGGUCCUGAUGACGAAUUCGCUGCUUUAGACGGACAGUGCUAUGAGCUAACUAACGAUGAAUACAUAUAUAAAUUAUGUUUAUUUGAAAAGAUAACUCAAAAGCCAAUAAAAGGAGGACCUGAAGUUAACUUGGGUGUCUGGAGAGAUUGGACAAACUUUAUCAAUGAUAAACCUCAAUAUCACACCAUGCUGUAUGAUAGAGGACAAUACUGUUUGAAUCAUUAUCAAAGGUUUUCUUACGUUCACUUAAGCUGUGGCUUGAAACCUACACUUGUAUCGGUGUCAGAGCUUAAUCGAUGUGAAUACAUAAUGGAAUUUGAAUUGCCCUCGGUGUGUGUGAUACAAGAUACUAAAUAUUUAAGAAAACUUGAACGAGAAGAAUUAUAACCGUCAAAAUAUAUACUUAAACUAUUAUUAUACCAAGUGAUUUUCAUUCCUCUUCAAUAUAAAAUUUGUAAACAUGUUUAUAAAAUAAUGUACAUAAUAAUUAUUUAAGAUAGUACUCUACAUAGGGUACUACAAAUACAUUAAUUAGUGUCAUAAUAUACUAUACUGUUAC
Messenger RNA from Melanaphis sacchari, 1290 nucleotides. RefSeq names its product glucosidase 2 subunit beta-like. Gene Ontology annotation, biological process: N-glycan processing. The transcript is spliced from 7 exons. Gene Ontology annotation, molecular function: calcium ion binding. The annotation marks the transcript as partial. The record is from RefSeq and is a predicted model, not a curated record. Gene Ontology annotation, cellular component: glucosidase II complex. Lineage: Eukaryota; Metazoa; Arthropoda; Insecta; Hemiptera; Aphididae.